CGAAUUUAAAUAAAUUCGCAUAAUGGACGUUGAUUUAGAAAAACAGAAAAACGUAAAAAUAAAUGGUACAACAAACGGAAUGGUGAAAACCAUCACAGUCUCUUGGUCGAAAAAUGUUACCUCAAUAGAUUUGAGAAAUAAAAACUUGUCUGAAUUGAACGAUAAAAUAGACUUUCCUCCUAAAUUAAUGGAACUAAAUUUAUCUAACAAUAAGUUUUUGGAACUUCCGGCUUCAGUGCGAUGUUUAAGGCAUUUAAAAGUGUUAAAUUUGUCGUUCAACAACAUCGAAUAUUUCGAUGACGUACCCGACUUUUUGCAUACUAUUGAAGAAUUGAAUCUGGCGAAUAACAAGCUGGCCGGUCCGCCGUACUGGGUAUGGUUUGAAUUUCCAAAUCAACUGAAAGAAUUGAACUUAAGUUACAACAUUAAUCUUACUUCUGUUCUUAGAGGAGACUACUUUGAACAACUACUUCAGUGCAAUACCUCGAUAACUGUCGUAAAGAUGACAAACUGUAGCUUAAGAACACAUAGGGCUCUAUUACAGACUUUUCCUAAAGCAAAACAGAUGGAAAUUGGCACAGACGACUUUAGCUGUUUAAUGUCAAAUAAAUUUGACCAAAUCCCUUUUCAAGGCUUAGACAAUUGCCGUGAUAUUGAAAGACUGAACGCAAGCAAUACUCACAUAUACAAUAUAGAUAAAAGUAUAGAAGUUUUCAAGGAUAUAGUUGAGAUAAACUUGUCUCAGAACCAUAUACGGUCUUUACCCAACGAGUUCUGCAAUUUAACAAAUUUGAAAAUUUGUAUAUUAUCUAGCAAUUGCAUAUUGAUCUUGCCAGAUACCUUUGUAACAAUGAAACGGCUGGUUUGCUUAAGAAUUGAUUGUAAUGAACUGUGUACGCUUCCUGAUAACUUUAGUGCAUUGGAAAAUCUCAAAAUAUUAGAUCUAUACGACAAUGCAUUAUAUGAAAUACCUGAAUCUGUUCUAAGCCUACAGGAAUUAGAUUUAGCUCUAAAUUACAUGGACGAACCGAACAGUGAUGAUUAUUUGGAGAAAAAAGGGAAAUUGAGACUAAAUACAACAGAAAGAGGAAAUGGAAAGAAGGUGGAAGUAGAAAGAUCUGAAAGUGAGCAGUCAAUAAACACAACUGAUGAUGAAGAAUUAUUAAACUACUUAAAGAUCGAAGAGACAGAACCUACACGUCCAAGUCAAAAUGAUGAUGAUGGUAAUAUGUCAUCAGAAGACUGGGAUUCAGACGAAUACUGGGUCCCUCAUUAUAUAAAACCCAGACCACCUCCACAAAUGCAAUGGAUCCAUUUUGUCAAGCGAAAAAUGCAGGAAGGUAACUUCUGCCCAAUGGAUUUACACAUUGUGUCAAUUAGUGAACAAGUAAAAUAUGAAAAGUUGACAAACCCUACUCCAUUCAUAGAGGUUGAAGGACAGUUUGAUGAUUAUUCUAGUGAUGAAAGCUGAUUGGUACUUAACUUUUAUUCUUUAGAACUUUAUUAUUAUCAUUUCAUUUUGCACUCUUUAUCAGAUACUUUAUGUGACUUUGAUUUUGAUAAUGAAUUUGCUUAUACAAUAUGUUAUGAGGAAUCCCGGCCUGUCAGUGGUUAUUCUAGUACAACCUCAUGACAAAUGAGAAAAAUUUAUGUUGUCAAUCUAGACUAAUUAGAGAAAACCGCCUUGAUAAUUGUGCAUUGUUAACUCCCUUCAUCUGACAAAUAAUUAUAUAAAUAAUUGUGUUAUUGUAGAUAUUCUAAAAUAUGCUGAAAAUUAUUAUUUUUCUAAGUGGCAACUUCUCUACAUAAAUGUGUAAAUUGAAACUAGCGAAAUUGGCUUAAUUAACUUAAAAUUGUGCAUGCUAUUGGGAUUGCCAUAUACAUUUAUUCUUUUUUAUUUCAUUUCUAUUAUAGUAAUGCUAUAACCAAAUCCAGCUUCUAUGUGAGCAACUUUAAUAACUAUAGGUAGAUGAUAGCAGUAUUUAAUAAUUGCAGGUCUUUUUGACUGACAUUCAAAUAUUUGUAUUAUAACAAAGAUAACUCUAACAAAUAAUUCUAUGGUACAAAUUUAUUGAUAGUACAAAUUGUAACCAUUAACUGCGUUGUGUUGUACAGGGUCAAACAUCAAGCUUCAAACUUAAAAUUUAAAUUGAACUCUAUUUGCCUUGGGAUAAAAACUUUUGCAAGCAAUUCUCUUUUUCAUAAUAUUAUUAUAGAUAGAUUUUUGUAUGAUUACUUAUUUACUUUGUAUGAUUUAUGAUUUUCAAUUGAUGAAGGAAGAAUUUGAUUAUGGAUUUGAACAGAUAAGGCUUGUACGCAUUAUACACAUUGUCCUAGUAGCUAUGUACGUACAGGUUCCAAUAAUUUUUGUAGUGAAGUUUAGCUGUAGAGUAAUGUAGGUACUAGGGUUGUUGCUGAUGCAAGUUUUGAACACAUCAGUGGAUGCUGAUUUUUUGCCUUGAUUUUGUUAUAUCCUUAUGUGCAGUACAGCUCCUUGUGAAAGAGUUCGUCCAGGGAACUGCCACCUUACCUAUUUCUGGUGCCAAGCAGUUAUAUCAGCAAUAGUGCGUUCCAGUUAUAAUACUGGUGAAAUUUUAGGCACAUGAGAUUUGUCAACUUAUGUCUCAAGGUGACGGACGCAGUGGCAGUGCCCCUCAGAUCUAUGUCUUUGAGUGGUACUGCAACAGUUAUGGACAGGCGUGUCACUUA
Hyposmocoma kahamanoa is the source of this 2709-nucleotide messenger RNA. RefSeq names its product malignant fibrous histiocytoma-amplified sequence 1 homolog. NCBI's taxonomy places the organism in Eukaryota, Metazoa, Arthropoda, Insecta, Lepidoptera, Cosmopterigidae. Bases 23 to 1471 code for a protein of 482 amino acids. The transcript has 3 exons. Gene Ontology annotation, molecular function: protein binding. The record is from RefSeq and is a predicted model, not a curated record.